AUGGCCCCCUCUUCGCAGCGCACGUACGUCUACAAGAUCAUCCCCACGGCGCCGCCGUCGCCCAUCCCCGAUGAAUACCCCAUGUCGGACCUGGACAAGACGGACGGCUUUGUGCACCUCAGCAUCGCGAGCCAGAUCCCCACAACGGCCGGCCUCUUCUUCCAGUCGGCCAGCAGCCUCUGGGUCCUGAAGCUGCGCUUCACCUUUGCGGAUAAGGUGACGUAUGAGAACGGUGAGGAGUGCCCACACCUGCACGGCAACUUUGGUGCUGCGGAUGUCGAGGACGCCAAGGAGUUUACGAGAGGGGAAGGAGAAAAAUGGGAGGACGCAUUCCGGCGGCAGGAGGGCUGGCUGGUUUAG
Molecule: messenger RNA, 360 nt
Organism: Neoarthrinium moseri
Lineage: Eukaryota; Fungi; Ascomycota; Sordariomycetes; Amphisphaeriales; Apiosporaceae
Exons: 2
Coding region: 1-360 (119 amino acids)
Source: RefSeq, a predicted model, not a curated record